AAGAAUAACAGGAGUAAAGAAACGCUACAGUAAGAAUUCUGCUUUCUCCUUUUUAGUCAACAGAAUGAGUUUUCACUUUCUCAGCCACCAAACAGAAAAAAAAAGAAAAAAAAAAGAAGCAAUUAAUCAAUAUAAUAACUACCAGCAAUUAGCAAAAUAAAACUAAAACAACUGUCAAAUUAAAUUUGAGGGCGUAUAACAGCAUAGAAAAGAAUUAUCCUACCCCACUCCUUUUCUUCUCUUCUUGCCAUUUCUUUAUUCUCUCUACUCUCUCUUCUUGAGCUCCAUAAAAUGAAAAGAAAAACACCGCUCCACUCUUAGAGAAAAAGAAAAAGAAAAGGAAGCUGGGAGCUCUGGUUUAUCGCUCUCUUUUGCCUACAGAAAGAAACUUCAAUAAUCAGAUCAAACAAUAUAUAUUGUUUUCCCAAACUCUCCCUCUCUCCAAACAGAUACUUGAUUUUAUUUUCCAGCUCCAAAAUCACCGGACUUCGGUAUUUUUUUUCCUCCUAUUUUUUAUAAGUUCUGUUUAAGUAUUCACUUCAUUAUUGCUACUAUUAACUUCAAAUUGAAGUUACUCUGAAGUGACAAGUUUCAUGAGUUUUGAAGCCGAGUGAGUGAUCUUGAUGGUCGAGCAGAGCUGGCUGAGAGUAUGGAUUUCUGCUGUUCUUAGGGUUUUGAAUUGAAUUGGAUGGAAGGGUUUGGUUUUUUCGAGAAUGGUUAAUCUGAAAGAGUAGAUUCUUUCUUUCUUUCUUUUUUAAUUUUAUUUUUGGAUUAUUUUUACUGUUGGGGAUUUAAUGUUAAGGAGUGAUAGAAUGGCUUCGGAUCUUAGCAGAACUGGACCUGUUGAAAGAGACAUCGAGCAGAUUUUCUCGCGGGAUUAAAUGAAAUGCUGAUUCUAUGUGGUUGUUAUGGGAGCAGGCCAUCACAGCUUUAAAGAAAGGGGCUUGCCUGCUCAAGUAUGGAAGAAGGGGAAAGCCAAAGUUCUGUCCAUUUCGUCUCUCCAAUGAUGAAUCUGUUUUAAUAUGGUUCUCUGGGAAAGAGGAGAAACAUCUCAGACUAAGCCAUGUAUCUAGAAUCAUAUCUGGGCAGCGCACACCAAUCUUUCAAAGGUAUCCACGCCCUGAGAAGGAGUAUCAGUCAUUUUCUCUUAUAUAUAAUCCACGCCCUGAGAAGGAGUAUCAGUCAUUUUCUCUUAUAUAUAAUGAUAGGUCACUGGAUUUGAUUUGCAAGGAUAAAGAUGAAGCUGAGGUAUGGUUUAGUGGUUUAAAAGCAUUAAUUUCACGAAGUCAUCACCGAAAAUCGAGAACGGAAUCAAGGAGCGAUGGAAUUCUGUCUGAGGUUAACAGCCCUAGGACUUAUACUCGCAGAAGCUCUCCCUUAAGUUCUCCAUUUGGUAGCAUUGACAGUUUGCAGAAGGACGCAGACCACCUUCGCAUUCAGAGUCCAUAUGAAAGCCCCCCCAAGAAUGGUUUGGAUAAAACAUUUUCAGAUGUGGUAUUAUAUGCUGUUCCUCCAAAAGGUUUUUUCCCCUCAGACUCUGCUAGUGGUUCUGUACAUUCUUUAUCAUCUGGAGGCUCGGACAGUGUACAUGGUCAUAUGAAGGCAGUGACAAUGGAUGCUUUUAGAGUUAGCCUAUCAAGUGCUGUUAGCUCAUCAAGCCAAGGUUCUGGUCAUGAUGAUGGUGAGGCGAUGGGGGAUGUUUUCAUUUGGGGUGAAGGGACGGGGGAUGGUGUACUAGGUGGUGGAACACAUAGAGUUGGAAGUUUUUUUGGUGUAAAAACGGAUUCUUUGUUGCCUAAAGCCCUGGAAUCUGCAGUAGUACUUGAUGUCCAGAACAUUGCCUGUGGUGGACAACAUGCAGCCUUAGUGACCAAGCAAGGAGAGAUUUUCUCAUGGGGUGAGGAAUCUGGCGGCAGGCUUGGGCACGGUGUGGACUCUGAUGUUUUGCAUCCCCAGCUUAUUGAGGCCCUCAGUAAUACAAAUAUUGAAUUCGUAGCAUGUGGGGAGUACCAUACAUGUGCUGUAACACUUUCUGGUGAUCUGUACACAUGGGGUGAUGGAACAUAUAAUUUUGGUCUUCUUGGACAUGGAAAUGAAGUAAGUCACUGGGUCCCAAAAAGAGUGAAUGGGCCCUUGGAAGGCAUACAUGUGUCAUCCAUCUCUUGUGGACCCUGGCAUACAGCAGUUGUGAGCUCUGCUGGGCAACUGUUUACUUUUGGUGAUGGCACAUUUGGUGUUCUGGGUCAUGGAGAUCGAAAAAGCAUUUCAUUACCAAGGGAAGUGGAAUCUCUUAAGGGGCUCCGCACUGUCCAGGCUGCCUGUGGUGUUUGGCAUACUGCUGCAGUUGUAGAAGUCAUGGUUGGAAAUUCAAGUUCCAGCAAUUGCUCUUCAGGGAAACUGUUUACCUGGGGUGAUGGAGAUAAAGGUCGACUUGGGCAUGGUGACAAGGAAGCAAAGUUGGUUCCUACAUGUGUUGCUGCUCUUGAUGAACCCAAUUUUUGCCAAGUUGCAUGUGGACAUAGUCUGACAAUUGCACGUACAACAUCUGGUCAUGUGUACACAAUGGGCAGUCCUGUUUAUGGUCAGUUGGGCAACCCACAGUCUGAUGGAAAGCUCCCAGCUCGUGUUGAAGGAAAACUCUCCAGGAGUUCUGUUGAGGAGAUUGCUUGUGGUGCUUAUCAUGUUGCAGUUUUAACUUCAAAAACUGAAGUUUACACCUGGGGCAAGGGAACAAAUGGAAGACUCGGUCAUGGGGAUACAGAUGAUAAAAAUUUGCCAUCUUUAGUGGAAGCCCUAAAAGACAAACAAGUAAAGAGUAUUGCUUGUGGUACUAAUUUCACUGCAGCUAUCUGCCUUCACAAAUGGGUUUCUGGUGUUGAUCAGUCUAUGUGUUCUGGCUGCCGCCUACCACUUAAUUUCAAAAGGAAGCGGCAUAAUUGUUAUAAUUGUGGACUAGUUUAUUGUCAUUCAUGCAGCAGCAAGAAGUCUCUCAAGGCUUCAAUGGCACCAAAUCCAAACAAAGCUUAUCGUGUCUGUGAUAAUUGCUAUAACAAACUAAGAAAAGCAAUGGAGACUGAUGCUUCUUCUCAGUCUUCUAUGAGUAGGAGAGGCAGUGUCAAUCAAGGGCCAAGCGAGUUUAUUGAUAAAGAUGAGAAGUUGGACACCAGAUCUCAUGCACAACUUGCUAGAUUUUCAUCAAUGGAAUCCUUGAAGCAAGCAGAAAGCCGGUCUAAGAGAAACAAAAAACUUGAAUUCAAUAGUAGCAGGGUUUCACCUGUUCCAAAUGGAGGCUCCCAGUGGGGAGCGUUUAACAUUUCUAAAUCUUUCAACCCAAUGUUUGCUUCAUCCAAGAAGUUUUUUUCUGCUUCUGUUCCUGGAUCAAGAAUUAUUUCUCGAGCAACAUCACCAAUAUCAAGACGACCUAGCCCCCCUCGAUCAACAACGCCAACCCCAACCCUGGGUGGACUUACCUCACCAAAAAUUGUCGUGGAUGAUGCUAAGAGAACAAACGAGAGCCUUAGCCAAGAGGUUCUUACAUUAAGAGCACAGGUGGAAAAUCUUACUCACAAAACCCAGCUUCAAGAAGCUGAGCUGGAAAGAAUAAUCAAACGGCUGAAGGAAGCAAGAGCCAUUGCUGGAGAAGAGACUGCUAAAUGCAAAGCAGCAAAAGAAGUGAUCAAGUCACUUACUGCUCAAUUAAAAGACAUGGCUGAAAGGCUACCUGUGGGAGCAGCCCGGAGCAUCAAAUCACCUUUGUUUGCUUCGUUUGGCUCCAGUCCUACUUCCAACGAUGUUUCUACUAUUGACUGUUUGAAUGGUCAAAGCACAUGCCAAGAACCAGACACAAAUGGAUUGCAUAGCCAGUUGCUUUCUAAUGUUUCAAGCACCACCAGUAACCGAGGUGCAGGUCUCAACAAUCAAGGCCACUUGGAAGCAACAAUUAAAAAUGGAAGCAGAAACAAAGAUGGUGAAUUGCAUCAUGAAGCUGAAUGUGUUGAGCAAGAUGAGCCCGGUGUAUAUAUAACACUAACCUCCCUACCUGGAGGCAUCAAGGAUCUUAAGCGAGUGCGCUUCAGUCGAAAGCGGUUCAGUGAGAAACAAGCAGAACAAUGGUGGGCAGAAAAUAGGGCAAGAGUAUAUGAACAGUACAAUGUCCGUAUGAUUGACAAGUCAAGUGUUGGUGUUGGGAGUGAGGAUUUGGCUCAUUAGCAUGCAGAAACAAUCUCUGUAGAUGGAACCUAGAUUGUUUUUCAGUUUUGAGCUCUACUUUAAGGAUGGGCAUCUCCACACUAAUUAGUUUUGCUUCCAACCUUCCAUCCUUCCAUUGAGUUUAGAAAAGCAAGUAGCGAGGAUUGGUGUCAGAGAGAGAGAGCUCUAGAAAAGUUUGAUUGUCCUUUUUUUUUUUUUUUUUUUGUCUCUUCAUAAUCUUUUUUCACCUUGUAUUGAUUUUUUUUCGUGGUUUCUAAUUUUUUCCCUAUGUGUACGUUGUGUGGGGAGUUGAGGGUGAGAAAUGUAAAUUCCUAGUAGGUUGCUGCUCAUGUUCAAGAAAAUAUCAGAUGCCAUGUAAAUUCACAAGAGAACGUGCUCUACAGAAAUUCUCUUUUAUCCGGUUCAUAAAUUCAGCUCAGGUUUGUUGAAAGCAGAUGCCAUGCCAUGUACAUUCAUAAUCGAAUGCCACUUCAGUUGUCUUA
Messenger RNA from Populus nigra (black poplar), 4691 nucleotides. RefSeq names its product PH, RCC1 and FYVE domains-containing protein 1-like. The coding region runs from base 898 to 4209 and encodes 1103 amino acids. The record is from RefSeq and is a predicted model, not a curated record. Lineage: Eukaryota; Viridiplantae; Streptophyta; Magnoliopsida; Malpighiales; Salicaceae. The transcript has 10 exons. Gene Ontology annotation, molecular function: metal ion binding.